AUGGGCCUCCCAGAUGAGCAGCUGCUGGAUCCACAGGCAGUGUCCAAGGCUUUGCGAUGCGUCAUUUGUGCGGAGGUGUUCGUGAAGCCUGUGUCGUCGAUAUGCCAGCAUGUGUUUUGCCGGGCUUGCAUCGAGAGAGCCCUGCAGCAACAUGCGCGAUGUCCUACCUGCAGAUCACCGCUGAAUGCGUGGGAGCUACAGCCAAACCACCUUGUCCAAACUCUGCUGGACGAAGUGCACGUGCGCUGUCCGCGCUUUGGCGACAGCUGUGGGUGGACGGGUCCGCAAGAGGCCUUGCCCGCUCACCAGUCGACAUGUUUGGUGCUGCAGCGCUCCGACUUGGCCCGAAAGCUUGCUGUGGAGCAGAGGAAGGUGCGAGAGCAGACCAGCAUUAUACAGGACCUCAAGACUCAAAUUUCUCAACAAGAGCGAAUUCUUGCCGAUCUCAGGACUCAGGCCACAAGGCACAAGUUGCAGCUUGCACAAGCAAGGCAGCAGCUACGAGAGCAGGAUCAGCAACUCACAAAGAAGUCCCGACUGAUGCGAGCAGAGGUGGAAGCAGAAGUGAAGUUACAGUUGGCUGCCAAAGCCCAAGCUGAAGCAGAAGAAGCUGAGAAGAGGCUCCAGUCGCUCAAGUCAACUCACGAUGAGCUUGUGCAGGCAUUCGUCAAGGAUCCUCAGGGCAAGACGGUCGUGAUAAAGCUCGACAUUCAAAAGCCCAUUGAGGCCAUCAAGAACACUAUCAUCGAAAAGACAGGCUGCCCCGAAGAAAU
Molecule: messenger RNA, 773 nt
Organism: Symbiodinium pilosum
Lineage: Eukaryota; Dinophyceae; Suessiales; Symbiodiniaceae
Source: the annotation of a GenBank genome assembly